AAAUCCUCAUUUCGCUUGGCGACAGGGCUUAAUCCAAGCUAAACUGUUCACUUCCAGAUGAAGUUUUGUAUAGCAGGACUCUGGAAAUACAGUAUCAAAGAGGAAGAAAGAGAGCCUUGUGGUAUGUGCAGAAUAUAUUUUGUAGAUUGGUGUGAUAAAUCUUGCAUUAAUAAGCAGGGUUUCUAAUACAGAAGUUGGAUUGAAUACAACAUCUUUCAUUUUAGAAAGCAUUGAGGGUUGACUCUGUUAACGAAACUAAUUUACUGAGUUGCUCUUAAGCCGCACAUUUUCUCCACCAUUUCUCAGAUAGAUGUGAGGCAUUAUCCCAUAUAAACCUACUGCCAGAUGGCUUUGCAAAAUAACCCAAUUCUAAUGCUUUCAGAGACGGAGAGUGGCUUGUUUCUCUUUGAUCUUUCUAUUUGCAUAGUUUGUUAUUAUAAGGAUCUCUUUCAUGUGCGCCCAUCUUACUUGCCUUGGAUGCCAACCCACCCCCAAAUACUCAUCCCUCCCUCCUUCUAAAAAGAAAGAGAUCUAUUAUAUAAAAGAAAUGUUUACUUUCUUGAUGUCUAGACUUUCUUACAUGUAGUCUGCCCAUAUCCCAGAUGUGACGUAAGCCACAGCAGUCUAUGUUUCGCAUGUUUCCAUUAGAAGCACCUUUGUGAGGUGGCCAGCUGUUGGCAAGCCCAGCAGAGGGAACAAUCUUAUGUUGCAGCUGGAGCUUGUUUAGUACUUAUCCACCUUGGAGAAGAGGUGGAUGCAUAUUGCUGAAAGAGGGACUCUAUUUAUCUGCCCCUCCUUUCCAUGCAGUGAAGAGACAUGGACGCAGGAUGUCACUGUAUCACAGCCACCACAUGAAGGAUUAUGGGUCAAGGCAGAGGACCAUGGGAGAGAGGUAAAAGGCCACCAAAGCCCCCAGAAACAGGAGCCCAAAGUCUUAAUGAGGGUUAGAUAUCCUGGCAGAUGCCACCGACCAGUAAUGAAUGCUUUCGGGCAGAGCAGCUUGCCUGGUGUGCUCACUCUUUCAUCUGUCCUGGAGAGAUAGAUGACACCCACCCUUGUGCUCCUCCGCUUCAGCUCCGUAGGGUGUGUGGCACAGGAGAAGAGGCGGAGCGUCACGCUUCAACCAGAAAUGCCUGGCAGAUACCCCAGCUGCACUCCACACGGACUCACUAGACAGCCAGCAGAAGCAGGAAGGAGUGAUUGCGCACCUUAGAAGUCCAUCAGCACAACAGGAGGUGGAGUUUGGCCAUGGAUCUGACUUUGGGUAUGGAGGCCCAGGCUCUCCUAGAAGACAUGUUGGAGAUCACUGCCCAGAGUCUUGUACCUAUGGAAGUGACCGAGCAUUACCAAAUCAUCAAGGAGCUGGGAAAGGGGAAAUAUGGCCAAGUGAUACUGGUGACGCACAGAAAGAGAGGGACUCCAAUGGCUCUCAAGCUGUUGCCUAAGGCGAGCACCAAGCUGCAGAACUUCUUGUAUGAAUAUUGUGUGGCACUUUCACUCUCUGUGCACCCUGCCAUCAUUGGCAUGUUUGGCAUCGCUAUAGAAUCCAGCCAACACUAUGGUUUCCUUUAUGAGGCAGCCCUGCACAAGGACCUCAUAUCCAUAAUCAAACCCAAGGCGGGGAUCCCCGAGCCAGCAGCUAAGCUCUGUGCCAAACAGUUGGUUAGUGCGCUGGACUUCAUCCACAGCCGAGGCCUUGUAUAUCGAGAUGUGAAGCCUGAAAAUAUCCUGCUUUUUGACCGUCAUUGCCACUGCAUUAAACUGACUGAUUUUGGCUUGACAAGACCCCAAGGUACCUUGUUGCGUCUUGUAGCUGGCAUCAUCCCCUACACCGCCCCUGAGCUGAGCCGUGGCACCGGUGAUACCCCAGGCCUGCCCAUUGAUGCCAGCUUGGAUGCCUGGGCUCUUGGGGUGUUGAUCUUCUGCCUGCUCACCGGCUACUUCCCAUGGGAGAAGACAGUGCCCGAGGAUUCAUUCUUCGAUGACUUUGUGAUCUGGCAGGAAUCCGGCUUGGAUGAAGACUUACCUUUUCACUGGCGCCCGCUCUCAAAAGAUGCCAUCGCCAUGUUACAACACCUCUUGGCUCUGGAUCCGGCAAAGCGUGGCCCAAUCCGCCGGGUGCUCAACUACCUUGAUCGACCAUGGCGAGCAGAGGCGAGCCCUAAAGAUCCCCUGGUGACAGUGCAAUAAAGCCAAAACAAUUUGAUGGGCAGGGGGAGAACAGCACUAAACUCCCCCUAAUGUGGGGUGGAAAGAGUAUGGACCCUCCACAUAUUGUUCAACUGCAAUUCCCAUUUAACCUGGCCAGUAUAGCCACUGAAGAGUGGAGUUAUAGUUCAGUUCCAUCUGGAAAAAAGUGAGCAAACUGGCUCAUGCCUGCACGCAAGGCUGUUUGGGGGACCCCAGAGAAAAUCUAGGACUUCAUCAGACCAUUAGGAGGGAAGCGGGGGAAAGUGGGAGAAAGUGUUGGGAAGAGUGAGGACCCGUCUUACCCCAGCAAGUUCCAAAAUUGGAGAUAGUCAACCAACUCACAACCCUUUCUCAUCUUCUUCCUGCUUUCCCCCGCUUUCAUGAGUCAGAUAACACUAAAACAGAAUCUUCUCUCUUUUGUAGCAUGCUGGCAAGAUGGAUUCUCAUGGGCCAACAUCGGAAGUGGCUGUGCGUAAUGGGAUGGCCUUUAUGGGACUCCAUUUUGCCAGUGUGCUAAAAUGAAGAGAAAAUGGAGAAAAACUUCCAUGUAAUGAGUUCCCUAGAAUGUUUCAAAAAUGGGGAAAAUGUUUUUUGUCUUACUAAAAAGUUCCCCAUGCCCAAUUUUACCAUGUUCCAGUUUACUUCUUGGUUUGUAAAAAAAACCUCCUACAACAGCCUAGUGGGUAAAAGCAGGGAAAACCCAAAAAGGAAAUGAAAUUAAAAUUAAAAUUACUAUAUAUGUGCUGCUAGUCUUUCAGUUUCCACAAGCGAAACUAUAAUAAUAAUAAUUAAUAAAUAAUAAUAAUAAUAAUAAUAAUAAUAAUAAUAAUAAUAAUAAAACAACUUUUUUGUAGACUGCCCUAUAUCCCUGAAGGAACUCAGGGUGGUUUCCAGCACAUAUGGCAGACAUUCAAUGCCAGCAAAGAAACAUAUUAACAAAUUAUAUCACAACCAAAUAAGUCAGAAAAUAAAACAACAAUUACUCUAAUUUUAUACCAAAUAGCAAUUGACCAAAAAAUAAAAUUAGACCAGCCUAACUAACAUAAUCACAUAUUAUUAAUUUAAGCAGGAUAAGAAUUUAAAACAACUAGUAGUACUUUAAUUAAUAGUAAAAUAGUUGCCCACAACUAACUGGCAUGAAAUCAAUUCCAGUAUAUAGACAAGAUUUAAUAUUUCUAGAUGAUGUUAUGUGUCAAGACAUAAUAGUCUUUGUCCUCUUCAUAUGCCAGGGUGCAAAGAUGUGUUUUCAGCAGUUUUUACUUCUUUUGGAAGAGAGUUCCAGACCAGAGGCAGGGAGCGAUCAUGGAGAAGGCCCCAUCUCUCGUUCCCACCAGUUGUGUUUGCAAUGGGGUGGGACCAAGAGUAGGGCCUCCUCUGCAUAUCGCAGUGGUUGAGCUGGUUUGUAAAUGGAGAUGCGGUUCUGCAAACAGCCUGGACCUGAACCGUUUAAGGCUUUAUAGUAACGACGACCAGCACUUUGUAUUUAUUCCAGAAGCAGAUUGGUAGCCAGUGGAGCUGCCGCAGCAUGGGAGUUGUCCUCUCACAAAAUUACUGAUGCCUGCACCAGUUGCAGCUUCUGAACUACAAACCCUGGAAGAUUUUACACUUGAUCCAGAGGAAAACAUGUUGGUAGCAGAAAUUCAAAGAGUGAGGAAGGAGUCAGUCUGUAAACUGCCUUUCAAUUAUUCGAACCAGAAGCCCAGAAAUUUGAAUCUCUGCAAAAUGUUCAACAUUCUGCAAUAGAUGUACUGUGGAGUCUUUACAUUUUGGAGAGAUAAAAACAUACCUUCCAACAUUUGACAGAUGAAAUCAUAACAUGAACACACAAGCUAGAAGAGGCUAUAGCAGUUUGCCUUCUGGUUUAUUGGGAAGGGCAAAAUUCUGCCACCGCCCUCCCAGAUGGAGUUACUUGAGUACAAACUACUUUUGCACUUUGAAUUUAUUUUGUUUCAACUGAAGUAAAUUGAGAACAAUGAGUAAAAAUGGAAGAAGGAAACAGGGACAUUUUAAAAGCAUCUUUAAAAGUUGAUAAAAUUAACUGUAUAGCUAAGGAGUUCCCCCCACCCAUAGUAUGUGGCAAGAGAAUGCUUAAGGCACAAUAUUAGAAGAAUUCAGCUGUGUGUCUGCAUCUGCAGUGUUUGAAAAGGCAUGCACAAUUGUUUUAUUACAUUUCUUUAUUUCUGGAUGUUUCAUGAAUAAUUCUUAUUUCUUUUUUAAAGGAAAAAUUAACAUAAACUUCUAGAUGUUUCUCUGAAA
Messenger RNA from Anolis carolinensis (green anole), 4446 nucleotides. Its product is annotated as serine/threonine-protein kinase SBK2. Gene Ontology annotation, molecular function: protein serine/threonine kinase activity; ATP binding. The record is from RefSeq and is a predicted model, not a curated record. Gene Ontology annotation, biological process: peptidyl-serine phosphorylation; peptidyl-threonine phosphorylation. NCBI's taxonomy places the organism in Eukaryota, Metazoa, Chordata, Lepidosauria, Squamata, Anolidae. The transcript has 4 exons. Bases 1249 to 2190 code for a protein of 313 amino acids.